AUGGGGUAUAUCAAUGCUUGGGCUAUUGCAAGAGACCCCACCACGUGGGAAAAUGCAGAUGAGUUCUUGCCGGAGAGAUUCUUGGCGGCUGAGAUCGACGUGAGGGGUCAGAAUCCGACGGUGAUUCCGUUUGGAUUUGGCCGGAGAGGGUGUCCUGGGAUUGGAAUGGGUAUGUCUGCAAUCGAACUUGCAUUAGCAAAUGUUUUGCACAAAUUUGAAUGGGAAUUGCCUCAUGGAAUGAAGGAGGAAGACAUUGAUUUCGAUUCCGAGCCUGGAUUUGGAUUGCAUAAGAAGAAUGAUCUUCGCCUUGUUGCCAAAGUUGUGAUAUUGACAUCCCUACCUACCUACCUACAUGGUGUAAUAAUAAUCGGAGGCAGCGAUGGGACUUCUGCUGCUUUAGUGUGGGCGUUGACGGCGUUGAUGAAGAUGCCUCCGUUGAUGAAGAAAGUGCAAGCAGAGGAGAUAAGGCGAUUGGCCGGAAAGAAAGACAUAGAGAAACUCCCAAGAGAGACUAUCAAGAAAUGUAGCAUAAAUGGUUAUGAAAUUGAAGGUGGAACAAUGGUGUAUAUCAAUGUGUGGGCUAUCGCAAGAGACCCCGCCACAUGGGAAGACACGGAUGAGUUCUUGCCGAAGAGAUUCUUGGAGGCUGAUCUCGACGUGAGGGGUCAGAAUCCGACGGUGAUUCCGUUUGGAUUUGGCCGGAGAGGGUGUCCUGGGAUUGGAAUCCCCAUGUUUGAAAUCGAACUUGCAUUGGCAAAUGUUUUGUGCAAAUUUAAAUGGGAAUGGCAAUGCAUAAGAAGAAUGCUCUUCCCCUUGUUCCUAAACUCAUUUAGUAAAGCUUGA
Molecule: messenger RNA, 843 nt
Organism: Salvia miltiorrhiza (redroot sage)
Lineage: Eukaryota; Viridiplantae; Streptophyta; Magnoliopsida; Lamiales; Lamiaceae
Product: cytochrome P450 71A1-like
Exons: 2
Coding region: 1-843 (280 amino acids)
Molecular function (GO): iron ion binding; monooxygenase activity; oxidoreductase activity, acting on paired donors, with incorporation or reduction of molecular oxygen
Source: RefSeq, a predicted model, not a curated record